This is a messenger RNA of Populus nigra (black poplar), 1268 nucleotides long. RefSeq lists its product as uncharacterized. Bases 359 to 1048 code for a protein of 229 amino acids. The transcript has a single exon. The record is from RefSeq and is a predicted model, not a curated record. Lineage: Eukaryota; Viridiplantae; Streptophyta; Magnoliopsida; Malpighiales; Salicaceae.
UUAGCAAUAGAAUACGGAAGUUUUACAUGAGCAGGUUCUUGAACCCUUCUUGCUUGCACUUCUCACACCAAUCUUGACCGUCCACAGAUCUUUUCUUGCCCGACCUUUUCCUUCUUGUGGACUUCAACUCUGAUACGGAGAGUAAAUGCCUAUAAUUGUCCCAGUUGCCAUACAACACUGCUAACGUCCCUCGUACCAACAAAUUACAAUUUAAGCUCCUCACAAAUCCGGAAAUCCCAUCAUCAUCAUCAUCAUCAAAUAGAAGGGAAACGGAUAGAAGGAACACCGUUGUUGGGCUUGAGGUAUUGUGCGAUUGUUUUAUCCUCUCUUCUCUAUUCUUUGCCGUCUCCAUACAUAGAUGGCAUCAGCGGGCAUUCGGCUUGAAGGGAAUGGUCUUUGCCGGUUUUCUGGAAACAAUCCCGUCAAGAAUGCCCAUCUGUGGCCAUGUAAUAAUGUCAAGAUAUCCGGAAACUUGUGUGAUGGUGCAAGAUUCAGGAAAGGGAGGGUCUCGAUGUCAAUGAAGAGUAUUACAACGCCGGGAAUUGUAAAGACAGCCGAUUCUUCUGAUGGAAACAAGAAAUCUGCAGUUUUAUAUGAGAAGGUUGAACAAUGGAUGAGGGAUUCUGUGGUGGAGAUUGUUAACAACUUAAGGGAAGCGCCUCUUUUGGUCCAUGUCUAUGCGGAGGAAAGCGGUGGAACGACGGUGCUGAAGACGGAGAAGGAGGUGGCGGAGGAGAAAUGGCCAGGCUUGAUGGAGAGAUGGGAAAAGAGAGAGACCCAGUUGCCUGAUGGGGUGAUUUUUGUGGAGAAACUGGAGGACGGUGAAGAGGAGGAGGAGGAAGAUGCGAUUACCAGGGCAUGGGGGAUCGUGGUGCAAGGGAGAGGAGUGGAUUGUGGGCCUGUCUGCUACUUGCUGAAGACAAGCAGGGUUGGGGCUGGGCCUGGUUUGGGCCUGUGCUGCACUCAUUUUUGUUUGAUGAAGGUACAGAGUUUCAGGGAGACAGCCAGGUCUCAGUUCAAGAAUUGCUGGUUGUCGCAAGGGCUAUGAGACUGGAAACGGCGGCGUUUCGAUUAUCUGACACAUAAAACCAUUGGUAAUUAAGAGUGAUGGUUUAUGAUGUAAAUGAUUUAUACAUUUAAAAUCAAUUAUGAUUAAUCAAUUGUAACAAGAGAUUGUUUGUUCAAUUUUAUUUUAUUUUGACUUAGCAUUAGUCUUGUUUUUUUUAUGAUUCCCUUAGUGAAAACUGGCUUGGAGGUUAGAUCCAUUA